Messenger RNA from Neomonachus schauinslandi (Hawaiian monk seal), 2406 nucleotides. RefSeq names its product BMP/retinoic acid inducible neural specific 2 (gene BRINP2). The transcript is spliced from 7 exons. The record is from RefSeq and is a predicted model, not a curated record. Gene Ontology annotation, biological process: negative regulation of mitotic cell cycle; positive regulation of neuron differentiation. Lineage: Eukaryota; Metazoa; Chordata; Mammalia; Carnivora; Phocidae. The coding region runs from base 1 to 2352 and encodes 783 amino acids.
AUGAGGCGGCAGUGCGGCACUCGGUUUAGAGGGCUCGGGCCGGCGGCGGCCCCAUGGGCAACCCUGCUGGCGCUGGGCCUCCCGGGCUGGGUGCUGGCGGUCUCAGCCACGGCCCCCGCGGCGCUCCCGGACCAGCAUGCCUCCUCCGCCGGCCAGCCGCCCCUGGACUGGCUCCUCAGCGACCGCGGCCCGUUCCACCGCGCUCAGGAGUACGCUGACUUCAUGGAGCGCUACCGGCAGGGUUUCACCACCAGGUACAGGAUCUACAGGGAAUUUGCCCGUUGGAAAGUAAACAACUUGGCUCUGGAAAGGAAGGACUUCUUCAGUUUGCCAUUGCCUCUUGCCCCAGAGUUUAUCCGGAACAUUCGCCUCCUCGGAAGGAGACCCAACCUACAACAGGUUACCGAAAACCUGAUUAAAAAGUACGGCACUCAUUUCUUACUUUCUGCCACGCUUGGAGGAGAAGAGUCCCUGACCAUUUUUGUGGACAAGCGUAAACUGAGCCGCAAGACAGACACAGCAGGAAGUGCUCCUGUAGUUGGGGCCAGUGGAAACAGCUCUGCCGUGUCCCUGGAGACCCUGCACCAGCUGGCAGCCUCCUACUUCAUCGACAGAGAGAGCACACUGAGGCGGCUGCACCAUAUCCAGAUAGCCACAGGGGCCAUCAAGGUCACGGAGACCAGGACCGGCCCUCUGGGCUGCAGCAACUACGACAACCUGGACUCGGUCAGCUCUGUCCUGGUACAGAGUCCGGAGAACAAAGUGCAGUUGCUCGGCCUGCAGGUGCUGCUGCCUGAGUACCUGCGUGAGCGCUUUGUGGCCGCGGCGCUCAGCUACAUCACGUGCAGCUCCGAGGGUGAGCUUGUCUGCAGGGGGAAUGACUGCUGGUGCAAGUGCAGCCUCACCUUCCCAGAAUGCAACUGUCCUGACGCUGACAUCCAGGCCAUGGAGGACAGCCUGCUGCAGAUCCAGGACUCUUGGGUGACCCACAACCGGCAGUUUGAGGAAUCAGAGGAAUUCCAGGCCCUGCUGAAAAGGCUGCCCGAUGACCGGUUCCUCAACUCCACGGCCGUCUCCCAGUUCUGGGCCAUGGACACCAGCCUUCAGCACCGCUACCAGCAGCUGGGAACCAGCCUGAAACUGCUGUUCAAGAAGACCCAUCGGAUUGUCCGCCGGCUCUUCAACCUCUGCAAGCGUUGCCACCGGCAGCCUCGCUUCCGCCUGCCCAAGGAGAGGUCCUUGUCCUACUGGUGGAACCGAGUCCAGUCCCUCCUCUACUGCGGAGAAAGCACCUUCCCUGGCACCUUCCUGGAACAGAGCCACGGCUGCACCUGCCCCUACGACCAGUCCUCCUGCCAGGGCCCCAUCCCGUGUGCCUUGGGGGAAGGGCCCGCCUGCGCCCACUGUGCCCCCGACAACAGCACGCGCUGCGGGGGCUGUAACCCAGGCUAUGUGCUGGCCCAGGGGUUGUGCCGGCCAGAGGUGGCUGAGUCCCUGGAGAACUUUCUGGGGUUGGAGACAGACCUGCAGGACCUGGAGCUGAAGUACUUGCUGCAGAAGCGGGACAGCCGCAUCGAGGUACACUCCAUCUUCAUCAGCAAUGACAUGCGCCUGGGCAGCUGGUUCGACCCUUCCUGGAGGAAGCGCAUGCUGCUCACCCUCAAGAGCAACAAGUACAAGCCGGGGCUGGUGCACGUGAUGCUGGCCCUGUCCCUGCAGAUCUGCCUCACCAAGAACAGCACCCUGGAGCCUGUCAUGGCCAUCUACGUCAACCCAUUUGGGGGCAGCCACUCUGAGAGCUGGUUCAUGCCCGUGAGUGAGGGCAGCUUCCCUGACUGGGAGAGGACUAACGUGGACGCGGCCGCCCAGUGCCAAAACUGGACUAUCACCUUGGGAAACAGGUGGAAGACCUUCUUUGAGACAGUCCAUGUUUACCUCCGGAGCCGAAUCAAGUCCCUGGAUGACAGCUCCAAUGAGACAAUCUACUACGAGCCCCUAGAGAUGACCGAUCCCUCCAAGAACUUAGGAUACAUGAAAAUCAACACCUUGCAGGUCUUUGGCUACAGCCUCCCCUUUGACCCGGAUGCCAUCCGGGACUUAAUUCUCCAGUUAGACUACCCAUACACUCAAGGUUCCCAGGACUCUGCCCUCUUGCAGCUCAUAGAGCUUAGGGACCGGGUAAACCAGCUUUCUCCACCCGGCAAAGUCCGGCUUGACCUUUUCUCCUGCUUGCUCCGGCAUCGACUCAAGUUGGCCAACAACGAGGUGGGCAGGAUCCAGUCCUCCCUGAGGGCUUUCAAUUCCAAGCUGCCAAACCCCGUGGAGUAUGAGACAGGCAAACUCUGUAGCUAAUGGGGGCCCCGCUCCAGUGCUGGGCAGGGAGGUGGUCCAGGGUGACCCCUGAAU